Molecule: messenger RNA, 1018 nt
Organism: Drosophila sechellia
Lineage: Eukaryota; Metazoa; Arthropoda; Insecta; Diptera; Drosophilidae
Exons: 3
Coding region: 18-587 (189 amino acids)
Source: RefSeq, a predicted model, not a curated record
CGAGUUCAAAGCUUCCAAUGGAUGGAAUGGGGCAGGUGAGUCGAAUGGUGGCGAUAGUGGCUCUGCUCCUGCUGAUUGCUCCCCAACCAGCACUGUUGAACAGUGACUCCUCAGAUGAGUCACUUGAGGCUGAGGCUAUUGAUGAGGAGAUCGAAGAAGCAAUGGGAAAUAUGCAAGCGCUCUUCGAAUUCGGCAGCGGAAUCACUGGAAAGGAAUCCAGGCAAAUCUCUAAGGCCUUCGAAAAUCUCAGUAAUUACAUUGAAAAAAAAACCAAACCCAAACGCAAAUCCAGUUUAGAAGAUCAAAAUGACAAGGUUUUUAACAUCAAACCAGACGAAAACGUUAAAAUUCGAUUUGCUUACCAACUACCAAAGGGGAUAAAACAUACGACUAAAAUCGGCAAGAAAAAGAAGAAGCCUGAAUAUUUCUUAAAUUUUUUAUUUAACAACUACCGAAAUCCCCAAAAACCCCUGGAUCACAAUAUACUCGCCAAAAAACUGAAAAUGCGACGAACUGGCAGGCGAUUGUUGCCCAAUGGAAUGCCAAAUCCUUAUAAGUACUUUCCGCUUAAAGGCGAAGAUAUGUAGAUACUAUACUUCACAAUCUAUUGAUUUGCUUACUAACAAGCAGACCGAAAUGUUUACUGACUGAUAAUAAAAAUAGCUCUUUAGUGCUUAUAAAUUCACAAAAAAAUACCCCAAGAAGUGAAGCGAUUUUGUUCUAAUUUUGAUAAGAGCGAGUUGGUAAUCAUAAUUUCUUAUCAAAACAUGUUAACGAUCGAUGUAUAUUCUUGAACUUGAGCUUCCGAAGGGUGAUUAAAUCAUAAAUUUUAAGUGCAUUAACUUCAUUAACUAGGUGUAAUUAAAACAAAUUAACAAAAGAUAAAAAACCAGACCUAGGAGUCAUCGACAUUGUUAUCUUACACUAUUUGCGUACUUUUUGCUAGACUAGAGGAAAUAAUUGUCAAAAUGCAACAGUGUUUAAAAUGGAUCGAUCACGAAAGUGGGUCUUAGAUAAG